Molecule: messenger RNA, 4140 nt
Organism: Nothobranchius furzeri (turquoise killifish)
Lineage: Eukaryota; Metazoa; Chordata; Actinopteri; Cyprinodontiformes; Nothobranchiidae
Gene: slkb
Product: STE20-like kinase b
Biological process (GO): protein phosphorylation
Molecular function (GO): ATP binding; protein serine/threonine kinase activity; protein binding
Source: RefSeq, a predicted model, not a curated record
CGCGCGGUGGUUGUGAACGCGCACGGACAUAAAAUCCGCUAGGAAGCCGAAAGCCGCCUCGCGCUCUGGAGAAAUUACCGUUUUUACGGUUUUAACGGUCAUUUAAACACGGAGAAGUGGCACACGUUUCCCCCGGGAGGAAAACAAGGAGUCACUGCGCUGAAAACACGAGGAGAUUCAGAAACGAGGAAUUUUUCGUGUUUCCUUUGGAGAAAAACGGAGCCGGGGGGGCUGUUGGGCCAGCGGCUCGCGGGGAGUUGGAACAACGACGAGCUUCCCGUUACGGUUUCUUUUGUCCAGACGUUAACACAACCUGCUUAUCCGCUUGGGCCUUUGUUUUGGGAUUUAAAAUGCUGCUGAUGUGUGAAGGAGCUGUUUGGUGGACCGGACCGACCCGGGUCAGAGGCUAAGCUCGGUUCCGUUCCGAACAGUUAUGAAAGCAGCGCCCUGUGUCUAACUCCCCUGGACACCUGACUCUCUCUCAACACAAGGCAGCAUCAUGUCGUUUUUUAAUUUCCGUAAAAUCUUUAAAAUCGUAUCAGAGAAGAAGAAGAAACAAUACGAGCACGUGCGCAGGGACGAGGAUCCGGAGGAAAUCUGGGAAAUCAUCGGAGAACUGGGAGAUGGAGCCUUUGGCAAAGUGUUUAAGGCUCAGAACAAACAGACGGGAAUCUUGGCAGCAGCCAAAGUCAUUGAUACGAAGACUGAAGAGGAGCUGGAGGACUACAUGGUGGAGAUCGACAUCCUGGCCUCCUGCGACCAUGAAAACAUCGUCAAACUGCUUGAUGCCUUUUAUUUUCAAAGCAAACUGUGGAUACUGAUUGAGUUCUGUGCCGGAGGGGCCAUGGAUGCCGUAAUGCUCGAGCUGGAGAGGCCGCUGACGGAGCCCCAGAUCAGGGUGGUGUGUAAGCAGACCCUCCAGGCGCUGGUUUACCUCCAUGAAAACAAAAUCAUCCACAGAGACCUGAAGGCUGGAAACAUCCUCCUCACGCUGGACGGCCACGUGAAGCUGGCUGACUUUGGUGUGUCUGCCAGAAACACCAAGACGUUGCAGCGCAGAGACUCGUUCAUCGGAACGCCGUACUGGAUGGCUCCUGAGGUCGUGAUGUGCGAGACGUCUAAGGACCGGCCCUACGACUACAAGGCUGACAUUUGGUCCCUGGGAGUCACGUUGAUCGAGCUGGCGCAGGUUGAGCCGCCCAAUCAUGAGAUGAAUCCCAUGAGAGUCCUGCUGAAAAUAGCCAAGGCCGACCCCCCCACCCUGAUGCAGCCAUCGCGCUGGUCUCCGGAGUUUACGGACUUCCUGAAGCGUUGCCUGGAUAAGAACGUGGACAACAGAUGGGGAGCAGCUCGGCUGCUGCAGCAUUCGUUUGUGUCAGCCGUGACCGACAGCAAGCCGCUCAGGGAGCUGAUCGCCGAGGCCAAAGCCGAGGUUACCGAGGAGAUCGAGGAGCAUAAAGAGGAAGAGGAGGAGGAAGAGGCAGAGGCACAUCUGGGACAUAAACGUGCUCCGUCUGAUGCCAGCGUCGCCAGUUCAGAGGAUGAGAAGAUCCCCCUCUCCCCCUCCCCCUUGGAGUUGGUCCCUGAGAGGCUGGAGCCGAUCCCGCCUGUUCCCACUGCGACCGAGCUUCCUGUGGCCAACCACGUGGUGGAGUCCAACGUUGCAGAGGCUCCGGAGUCUCCGGCUGAAAUUUCCUCACCACAACCAGAGGCACCUUCUAAAGAAAUGCAGCAGCUGGGUGUAAAUGUGGAGGAUGAGAAGGAAGUGGACACGGCAGAGGUCCCAGAGGCCUCUGAGCCUCCUGCUCUAGAGGAGCCGAACAGUCCAGCUGAAGAUGAAGAACAGUACAAACAUCUGAAGGUGACUCUGACUCUACCAGAUGGAGACGAAGUCCUAAAGGACGAGAACGACGGCAAACCUGCAGAGGACCGGAUUAAUUCUGAGGAGGAGGAGAAGGUGCCGGAAAAAACGAAAGAAGACGAAGAGAAAAACUCCGACUCGGGAAGUGUCUCAACAGCAGACAACAGCAGUGUGGACCUGAAUCUGUCCAUCUCCAGCUUUUUGUCUAAAACGAAAGAACCUGGUUCUGUUUCUGUUCAGGACACCAGACGCCAGAAGAAAACACUGAAAAAGACUCGGAAGUUUAUGGUGGACGGGGUUGAAGUUAGCGUCACCACGUCAAAGAUCAUCACCGACAACGACGCCAAGAACGAGGAGAUGAGAUUCCUGAGGCGACAGGAGCUGAGGGAGCUGCGCCUCCUGCAGAAGGAGGAGCAGAGAGCCCAGCAGCAGCUCAGCAACAAGCUGCAGCAGCAGAAGGAGCAGAUCUACCGACGCUUUGAUCAGGAGACCACGAGUAAGAAGCGUCAGUACGAUCAGGAGGUGGAGAACCUGGAGCGGCAGCAGAAACAGACCAUCGAGAGGCUGGAGCAGGAGCACACCACCCGGCUCCGGGACGAGGCCAAGCGCAUCAAAGCCGAGCAGGACAAGGAACUGUCCAAGUACCAGAACAUGCUGAAGAACCGCAAGAAAGAGGAGCAGGAGUUCCUCCAGAAGCAGCAGCAGGACCUGGACAGCGCGCUGAAGAAGAUCAUCCAGCAGCACAAACACGAGCUGGCCACCAUCGAGAGGGACUGUCUGAACCACAAGCAGCAGCUUCUCCGAGCUCGGGAGGCGGCCAUGUGGGAGCUGGAGGAGCGCCACCUGCAGGAGAAACACCAGCUGUUCAAACAGCAGCUGAAGGACCAGUACUUCAUGCAGAGACAUCAGCUGCUAAAGAGACACGAGAAGGAGAUGGAGCAGAUGCAGCGCUACAACCAGCGUCUCAUCGAGGAGAUGAAGAACAAACAAACACAGGAAAGAACCCGACUGCCCAAAAUCCAGCGAAGUGAAGCCAAAACACGCAUGGCCAUGUUCAAGAAGAGCCUCCGCAUCACGGGAGCCCUGGUCACCCCCGAGCAGGAGAGGGAGAAGGUCAAGCAGUUUGCAGGUCAGGAGGAGAAGAGGCAGAAGAACGAGAGGCUCCAUCAGCACCAGAAACACGAGAACCAGAUGAGAGACCUUCAGCUGCAGUGUGAGGCCAACAUCAGAGAGCUCCAGCAGCUGCAGAACGAGAAGUGCCACCUGCUGAUCGAGCACGAGACCCAGAAGCUGAAGGAGCUGGAUGAGGAGCACAGUGUGGAGCUGAAGGAGUGGAGAGAGAAGCUCCGACCUAGGAAGAAGGCGCUGGAGGACGAGUUCGCCAGGAAGUUACAGGAACAGGAAGUGUUCUUUAAGAUGAGCGGCGAAUCAGAGUGCCUUAACCCAACCAACCAGAGCCGCAUCUCCAAGUUCUACCCGAUCCCCAGUGUCCACUCCACUGGGUUCUAACGAGACCCAGUGCGCGCGCACGCACACACACACACACACACACACACGAGGAUGACGAAGACUGACUUGGAGCUGCGUGCCUUCGCUCAGUUGGACCUUCUUGCUGUGAUUUAGACGUUUUCCCGAAGCUUCCAGUGCCUGACGAGUCGGACGUUUCCUUUGGACUGAGGAAGCUGCUUUACGAACUCUGUUUGGUUAAAUCUGAGUCAAUAAUUGUUGUUUCAGUCGUCUCCGGCCCCUCCUGUGUCAUCACAUCGGCUCUUUGUGGUUCAAAUCAUCAAACUGAUAAUAAUGCAGUUUUUACUUUGGUUUAGGUUUAAACCACACCCCCGGGGGGGGGGGGGGGGGGGGGGUGUAUGUGUCUCAGAAGAACAGAAACAAAAUCUGUGGAAACGAUCAAAUGUUUUCAUUUGUAGAAAAAAGCCUUCAUGUCCGAAGUUCCCGUCUCCAUUUAAAUACAAGCAUGAGCCUGUAGCAUAACUAUUAUAAUAUUAAUGUCAUUAUUAGUUAAAAUGGUGGAAAUCCAACCUAGAAGCGGACCCGACUGGUUUGGGCCAUUGUGACAGAUCGGUUUCUCAUAAUUUGGCUGCUGAGUUUUUUUUAAUGAAGGAAUGAAACAGUGAAGGAGUGCUGGACACCUUUUAGUUAAUAUUUAUACAAAACACGUCAGACACAAACGUAUCCUCAUUUCCAAUCAGAGUUCAGGUAAAACAUCCGUGAUUUCUGUCAUUCUGAUUUUUAUUCUGAUGUAAAUAAACUUUUUCCUCCCA